Fundulus heteroclitus (mummichog) is the source of this 772-nucleotide messenger RNA. It is a transcript of the gene knstrn, whose product is annotated as kinetochore localized astrin (SPAG5) binding protein. The transcript is spliced from 9 exons. Bases 142 to 741 code for a protein of 199 amino acids. NCBI's taxonomy places the organism in Eukaryota, Metazoa, Chordata, Actinopteri, Cyprinodontiformes, Fundulidae. Gene Ontology annotation, biological process: regulation of attachment of spindle microtubules to kinetochore; spindle organization; mitotic sister chromatid segregation. Gene Ontology annotation, cellular component: centriolar satellite; microtubule plus-end; mitotic spindle. The record is from RefSeq and is a predicted model, not a curated record.
GAACAUGUAAUAAAAGAAGAAGAAAAAGGAGGCGGAGGGACGUAUUUCAAAUCCGUGGCUGUUGAUGAAACCAGUUUUCUAAGUGUUUUACAGGUUGUCUUUCUCCUUAUCGCCAUUAACAUCGCUGCGUGGGAGAAAGCAAUGUCUUCAAAAAUUCCAAGAGCAACAGAGGUAAAAGCUGCUCAGAAAACAGACAUGAAUCAUAAAAAUUCAAAGGAAAAUGUACCGAGGAAAACUGUUGCUCCUAAAGCUCAAAAAACGAUCUCAACCAGAUAUGGGCAACACGUAGAACUGAAGGAGCAAAAUCAGAACUUGGUUGCUACAAAUGAGGAGCUGCAGAAAAACCUGUCAGAGAAGCAGCAAAGGGUUGCUGAGUUGGAGCUGCAACUUGACGAGCUUCAGAAGGAGAAAGGAGAGUUUCAGAAAAACCUCCACGACUGUCACACUCUUCUAGUUUCUGCCAAAAUAGACCCAGUUUUAGGGGAAAUGGUUAGAGAUGCAGCGAGACAGAAAGAAGAUGAAAGGGAAGAGGUUAUGAGUGUUUCCAGUGACCUUCUGAAGACGUUAAAGGCCUUCGGGGACAAAACAUCACAGCUGCGUUCUCAGCUAGAGGAAAUCCAAGCAACGGUGGAGGACAUCACUGAAGCACGAGAACUUAUGAAACGAGAAAGGGAGAACUUCUCUCAGGAGGCUACUAAAAUGGAGAUGGCUCUUAAAGAGGCAGAGGAACUCUUAUUGUAAUAUAAUAAAACUAUCAUUAAUCGACAAAGAA